AUGGUCUUCUGCGAGGCGCCCCUGGACGCCGCCGCCUUGGGCAUGGGCACUUCUGCUCCCGCGGCCACGAAGGGCGCCGGGUGCGGCGCCAACAAGAAGCGCGAGGAGGAGGAGGACGUGGUCAGGGUCAGGUCGGCGGCGCCGCCAGUGACGGAGGCAAGGACAAGGGGACCCGAGGAGCCCGUCGACGCGUCGUCGUUCGGUGGCUUGCAGUGCCUCCAGACCAUCGUGUUCCGCAUCGACUGA
Messenger RNA from Miscanthus lutarioriparius, 246 nucleotides. The record is from the annotation of a GenBank genome assembly. NCBI's taxonomy places the organism in Eukaryota, Viridiplantae, Streptophyta, Magnoliopsida, Poales, Poaceae.